AUGGACGGUGAAGAUAAUAAAAAUUUUAUGACCGACAAUGUAUUUGCCGGAUGCAUCCCUCUAAAACAUUUAUUCGGAUUUUGUGAAGAUUAUAAAAAAAUAUUACUUAAUUGCAAUCAACAACUGAUUUUAAAUCGCUCGUCUACUGAUUUGGACGCAAUACGUGUUGUGGGUGCCGGAGCCACCGAACACGUUGAGAAAAAUAAAAAAAUUACUAUUGAACUGACUAAGGUGGCGUGGAAGAUGCCUAUAAUCAAAGUCACUGAUAAAGAAAAAUUAAAACUGCUGAAAGUAUUGGAUUCGCGCAAAACCUUGUCAUGUGCGUUCAGAACCUGGGAUCUAUGUGAAUAUCCGGUACUCCCUAGAAAUACUUCACAUUCAUGGACGAUAAAGUCUAGCAGCUUGCUUGAAAAACCUAGAUUUAUUUUGUUUGGAUUACAAACAGAUCGAAAAAAAAAUAUAGAAUUCGACGCUGGACGCUUCGAUCACUGCCAACUAAAAAAUCUUAAGGUACACUUAAAUUCUGAAGUGUUUCCAUAUGAAGACUUUCGAGCCGAUUUUAAAAAAAAAUACCACCAGCUUACUGUAUAA
Aphis gossypii (cotton aphid) is the source of this 591-nucleotide messenger RNA. RefSeq lists its product as uncharacterized. The record is from RefSeq and is a predicted model, not a curated record. Bases 1 to 591 code for a protein of 196 amino acids. The transcript has a single exon. Lineage: Eukaryota; Metazoa; Arthropoda; Insecta; Hemiptera; Aphididae.